CUUUCUUCUCACCCACAAUGCUCUGGGGAGCGUCUGGUAGACAGGGUGGUCAGGGAAGGCUUCCUGGAGGAAGCAGGCUUCUAUGCAUCUCCCACCAAGAACCUGCCUCCUACAUCUUAGGGUGCGGCCAGCCCCAGGUUCCGAAUGCAGAAGGCCGCGUUGUUGGGGGUCACGCUGCCCAGGCUGGCGCGUGGCCCUGGCAGGCCAGCCUCCGGCUACGGAAAGUGCACGUGUGUGGAGGGGCUCUCCUCAGCCCUCAGUGGGUGCUCACAGCUGCCCACUGCUUCUCCGAGUCCUUGAACUCAUCCGACUACCAAGUCCACCUGGGGCAGCUGACCAUCACUCUGUCCCCCCAUUUCUCCACUGUGAGGCAGAUCCACCUGUACUCCGGCCACCCGGGAGCACCGGGGUCCAGCGGGGACAUCGCCUUGCUGCAGCUGAGUACCCCUGUGACGCUCUCCAGCCGGGUCCUGCCCAUCUGCCUCCCCGAGGCCUCGGCCGACUUCCCCCCGGGGACACCGUGCUGGGUGACGGGCUGGGGCUACACGAGGGAGGGAGAGCCUCUGCAGUCCCCGUACAUCCUGCAGGAGGCAGAAGUCUCCAUCGUGGACACAGAGACCUGCAGCCGGGACUACUCUGGUGCAGGGGCCAGCCCCAUUCGGCCGGACAUGCUGUGCGCCCGGGGCCCUGGGGAUGCCUGCCAGGACGACUCCGGAGGGCCUCUGGUCUGCCAGGUGGGCGGGAUCUGGCUGCAGGCUGGCGUGGUGAGCUGGGGUGAGGGCUGUGGCCGCCCUGACCGACCUGGGGUCUACACCCGCGUCCCUGCCUAUGUGAGCUGGAUCCAUGGCUACAUCCUGGCCUCAGGGGCCUCGGGGCCUGUGCGCCCUCAGCUCACCGGGCCCCCUCUCGUUUUCCUCGCCGGCUUCUUCCUUCCCGGCCUCCUCCUCCUCCUCGUCUCCUGCGUCCUGGUGGCCCAAUGCUCUCUGCACAGGGCUUGGGUCAGCUCUCCCUCCCAUCCAGCCUGUGACCGUUGACCCUGAUCUGCACGACCUCCUGCGGUCAGCAGAAUAACGCCCACUCCCCCCCCCCCCAAUAAAAGAUGUCCAUGUCCUGAUGCCCAGGACGCGUGACCAAAUCCCCACAGGGCAAGGCCUCUGAGCCUGCAAUUAGGACUAGGGAGCUCGAGAGGGGCAUGAGCCCCGGUUACCGGGGGUCCCGGGUCAUCAAAAGGGUUCUCAAAAGUGGUACAGUCCACACAGGAGGUCAUAGACGCGACAUGAAAUGCACCUGACCCACCGUCACUGCCUUUGAGGUUGGGGGAAGGGGCCGCAAGCCGAGAAACUUGGUGGUCUCCAGGAGCAGGGCUGGCCCUCAAUUUACAGCCAGCAACACAAGUGGGGCCACGUCCUACAGCCGCAGGAACGACUGACUCCUGCCAACAACCGGAAGGGCCUCUCCCUGGAACCUCCAGAAAGGCCGCUGCCUUGCUCUCACCUUGGUGCCAUGACACCUGAGUCAGACACCCGACCUCCAGAACUGUCGGACGAUAAACCUGGGUUGCUUUAAGCCACUACAUUGCUGGCGAUUUGCUGCAGCUGUUCCUGGCUGCAGGCCGGCGUGGAGAGCUGGGUUGAGGGCUGCAGCCGCCCUGACUGGCCCCAGGUCUACGGCCGUAUCCCUGCCUCCUUACGGAGCCCAGGUCACCUCUCUCUCCCGCUUGGUCUCCAACCCUUGACCCAUGACCCCCUCCUUCCUCCUGGCAGGGCACACGCUGCGCCUGGAGAAAGAGGCCUGCAGCAGCCCUGCUCCACCCAGCUCAGUGUCUUCUCCCCAUGGGGAAACUAAGGCUUGAGGGGUGCAAUCAUCUGUCAGGGUGGCACACAGCAAGGUCUGCAGACCCCAGUGGUAGGCGUCCACGCUCUGUGCCCCCCAUGCCCACCCUCGCAGGGCCUGGCCUGCUCCCCGGAGUCCUGCAGUUCCCCGUGUGUCCACCAGAGGGAGCCCUGGCACUGCCCUCAA
Molecule: messenger RNA, 2019 nt
Organism: Equus caballus (horse)
Lineage: Eukaryota; Metazoa; Chordata; Mammalia; Perissodactyla; Equidae
Gene: TPSG1
Product: tryptase gamma 1
Biological process (GO): proteolysis
Molecular function (GO): serine-type endopeptidase activity
Source: RefSeq, a predicted model, not a curated record